Helianthus annuus (common sunflower) is the source of this 690-nucleotide messenger RNA. RefSeq lists its product as uncharacterized. Lineage: Eukaryota; Viridiplantae; Streptophyta; Magnoliopsida; Asterales; Asteraceae. The transcript has 2 exons. Gene Ontology annotation, molecular function: nucleic acid binding; zinc ion binding. The coding region runs from base 1 to 690 and encodes 229 amino acids. The record is from RefSeq and is a predicted model, not a curated record.
AUGGAGUCGGCAUUAGACGCUCAAGGACUUUGGGAGGUGAUUGAUCCGGUAAUAGGUGAUGCCGUGGAUGAGAAGAAAAACAAAGUUGCUAGGGCGGUUAUUUUUCAAGCGCUAUCGGAAGACAUACUUUUACAAGUUGCUAAAAACCGAAGUGCGAAAGAUAUUUGGGAAGCUUUACGAAUAAGCGGAUUUGUUUCAAGAUAUAGCAGUCUUGGGUCAAGUCUUGAUGAUGAAGCAAUAGUUCGAAAGUUGUUAGAUUAUGUACCAAAGAAGUAUCUUCAAAUUGUUGCUUCUAUUGAGCAGUAUUCGGAUAUCGAGAGCAUGCCGUUUGAAGAAGCAAUAGGCAGGUUGAAGGCCUAUGAGGAACGAAUCAAAGAGCAAGACGAGACGAGUGAUAAUGAUCAAAGUAAGGUCUUAUUAUCUAAAACUGAUGGUCAAACUUCUAAUACCAGUGGACAAGACUCUAAAGCCGAUGGUCAAGAGAAGAAUGAAGAGUCUGGUUGUAAGUGUUGUGGACGAGGAUGGUCUAGCCAAAGUGAUCGUGGAAGAGGUCGUGGUCGUGGUCGAGGAGGACGAUACCAAAGGGAUAAAAGGUUUAUCGUAUGUUAUAAUUGUCAAGAAAAAGGUCAUUAUGCAAGUGAAUGUCCUAAGAAGGAGUCAAAGGAAGAAGUAGCAAACUUGGCCGAAUAG